Messenger RNA from Musca vetustissima, 3619 nucleotides. It is a transcript of the gene PEK, whose product is annotated as eukaryotic translation initiation factor 2-alpha kinase. The record is from RefSeq and is a predicted model, not a curated record. NCBI's taxonomy places the organism in Eukaryota, Metazoa, Arthropoda, Insecta, Diptera, Muscidae. Bases 34 to 3612 code for a protein of 1192 amino acids. Gene Ontology annotation, molecular function: protein kinase activity; ATP binding; protein binding. Gene Ontology annotation, biological process: protein phosphorylation. The transcript has 5 exons.
UUCGUCGAUCGUCGUGUUCCCCAGAACGAAACUAUGGGCAUUCAAAAUGAGCUGAAUGCCGUACACAACUGUCGCAAAUCUCUUCUACAUCUUGCAAUUCUCACGUCCAUGUUCGCUGCCGGCGUUGCUACAGCAACACUCGAUCACAGAAAUCCUCAUCUUCAUCAACUUCCCAUUGUGUCAUCUCCCGAUUCACCACCAGCACCACCGCCUCCCCCAGUUCCGCCCGCAGACGAAGCAACAAUGUCGUCUAACAUCCCGAAGGCCAGCAACGAUCAAAUAAUUGUUGAUAAACACCUCCGUCCAGCCAUACCAUUCUGCAAUGAUAAACAGGAACGCACAAUCGGUCGUAGACUACUGUAUGUGAGUACGCUAGAUGGACGUCUCUCAGCUUUGGACAUCACAAAAGGUGGCAAACUGCGCUGGAGCAUACCCACAGGGCCAGGCCCAUUGAUAUCGUCGAGCAUACAUCGCUUAGAAUUAACAAACAAUGGACAAUUCGUACGCAUGAUACCAUCGCUGAGUGGUGGCAUCUACAAAUUUGAUGGACAAUCAAUUGACCCGAUACCCAUUACCACCGACAACUUGCUAAGUUCUUCGGCCAAGUUUUCUGAUGAUUUGGUAAUUUCUGGAGGAAAAGAAACCCGAACAUAUGGUGUCUCAGCACGUACAGGUCAAAUGAUUUACGAAUGUUCAAUGGAUGGUUGUGCCAACUCCACCGGUCCCGAUCCGAAUAUUAUGGCACCCCUAGAAGAUGAAGAUAAUGAGAAUGACGAUGGAGCAUAUCGUACACCCAACUUUAUGGAUGACCAUGAUCCCUUGGUGGAUGAUGUCAUCGUAAUUCGACGUUUAACACAAACUGUACGUGCGAUUGAGACUCGCACGGGUAUUGAACGUUGGAAUUUUAGUGUGGGCCAACAUGAAUUGGAUUUGGUGCGUUCGGAAGAUUGUCAUGAUCGUAAAUUUAGUGACAUUGACAUGGCCAUGUUGGACUUGGAUAUCAAGGUUAUUGUACCCGAGGGUCUUAUAUGUGCAUUUAGUAAAUUGGAUCCAUCGGUAAUGCUUUGGAAGUAUAAGUUUAAUCAUCCCAUUGUUAGUGCUUGGAAAAUUAGCGCAUCUGAUAAAUUGGAGUCAAUUGAUAUGUUUGGCUCUGCCCAGUGGCUGUGGAAUCGUGAUGAUAAUGUCUAUGAAAUGCCGCCACCCACAAUAAGUCCAUCCAUAUAUGUGGGGAUGUAUGACAAACAAUUGUACAUACAGGAAUCUGUUAGCUUGCGCAAGGAAAUACUUGAUCAAUCCAAUCUAUAUACCCAGAUAAUGGCAGAUUCUCAAAUGCCGAAAAUUCCGUGGAGACCAAUAUCAGCCAGUAGCAACUCCUUGGUCAUAUAUCAAGAAAAUGGCGACAAGGUAAUUGUUCCCGGUGCUGGUGAUACCCAAGACGUGGCUAGCUCCGAGAUUCGUGGCAACGAAUUGGUACCCUAUGAUGAUGAGAUGUUCGCCUUGUCGGCACAAUCUGUUUUGAAUGCUUCGGAAUAUGUUAAUGGCAAUGGUUUCUAUCUGUACACAGAUAAAGAGUUGGAAAAAAGCAAAGACGAUGUUGUCUGCAAUUCGAAUAGUAGUAAACAAAAAGGUGGUUUGCCAGCUAUAAAAGAUGCCGAGGAUAAGGACACCACAUCUUCCAAUAAUACGAAUGAUGAUGAUUUAGGCUUCAAUUUAGAUGAUAUUGAUGCUCCCGUGAGAGUUGUUAUUCUCUCACUGUGGUAUUGGUGGAAAGAAAUUGUGGUCAUUGCCUUCACCUCGGCAAUAUUGAUGAAUCUUUUCAUAGGACAAAGAAACCGUGAACGCCAAAUAGUAGUCAUUGAACGUCAUAUACCAGUGCCUACGGGCAUUGAAGCAACGGAAUCAUCUACGGCUGCACUUUUGGGACCUACCACAAGCACUCCGCAAACCACAACCACUAACACCAAUACCAAUUCUAAGAGCACUAAUGGUGCCCAUCGUUCCUUAUCCGAAUCCACUUCACAUUCUGGCGAACAUUUUACAUCUCGUUUCCAAAGCGAUUUUGAUUUGAUGCAGUGUUUAGGCCGUGGCGGGUUUGGUGUUGUUUUCGAAGCCAAGAACAAAUUGGAUGACUGCAGAUAUGCCAUAAAACGCAUAACACUGCCCAAUAAGGAGGAGUCUCGGGUUCGUGUUAUGCGAGAAGUGAAAACUCUGGCCAAUUGUGAACAUCAAAAUAUCGUUCGUUACUUCCAGUCAUGGGUAGAAAAACCACCACCAGGUUGGCAAGAGGAAGAAGACAGCAAAUGGUUGGCCAACGAGAUGUCAACAUCUAUCCAAAUCGAAACACCAACCGAUACACAUUCCGUUUUCAAACCUACUCCCAUCGAUAAGAAACAACAACUGAAAUCAUGGAUGGAUUCUAUGACCUCCACCGCUUGCAGUUCUGAUCAUGGAUGUGACAACAACCAUUUGAAUGGCCUAGAUGAAGAAGACGAGGAUGAGGAUUCUUGUAUUAUUUUCCGCUCGGAGUCACAAUCGUUGGCCAUGAGGGAAGAGGACAGUGAAAGCGAAAGCGAUGAUGAAAGUUCAACGACAACGAAGAAAAAAUCUCACAAUGGCGCCAUAUCUAUUGAUAUCCACACAAAUUCCACUGAUAUAAGUUUAGACCGAAGGAACAAACGUAACAUUGACUAUUCCCAAUUGUCGGAUUCAUUUCAAAUUGAAUUUAUUGAUUCGACAAAUGGUGAUGAUAAAACUCAGGAUAAUGAUGAUGCAGAUGACGAUGAUAAUGUGUACAAGGCUCGCAAUCGUAAGAAACCCCGACCCAAAGACUUGGCCUUGAAUAUAAGUACGGGAGAGAGUAAUAAUAAUUGUCGCGAACUUUUACAGGCUACGCACACAGCAAAGCCUGUACAAAAUAAAGUAUAUUUAUACAUCCAAAUGCAGCUGUGUCGCAAAGAGUCAUUGAGAGAUUGGCUCCGAGACAAUGUCACCGAGAAUCGCUCGGAAUACAUAGCCAGUAUUUUCCAUCAGAUUGUUGAUGCAGUCGACUAUGUUCACUACAAAGGCCUCAUUCAUCGUGAUCUCAAGCCCAGUAAUAUAUUUUUCUCUCAGGAGGGCCAAAUUAAAAUCGGCGAUUUUGGUCUUGUAACCGAUAUGGCUGAUAUACCAAAUAUGGUAACCAAAUGUGGCGAUAAAACCGGAAUGCCUUCUUGUGCCCGCCACACGCAGCAGGUUGGCACCCAUCUGUAUAUGUCUCCCGAACAGCUGCGAGGACUUCCAUAUGACUUCAAGGUCGAUAUAUACUCAUUAGGUUUGAUAUUUUUCGAACUACUUGUAUAUUUCGGCACCGAAAUGGAGCGUAUAAUGACACUGAGAUCGCUGCGUGAUGGCAUAUAUCCCAAGGAUUUUCCACACAAACAUCCCAAUGAGUAUGAGCUGUUGAAGAAAAUGCUUUCAGCUGAUCCAUCGGAAAGACCAGCAACCCCCGUGUUGAAGGCGAAAUUGAACGAAAUAUUGAAACUACCCGAAAUGCCUGGAGAUAGUGAAGCAGCUGCCAUAGUGGCAGCCGCACGGCGUUUAAGUCGUUCACGUACUUUUAGUAGUUCGGAAUAAGUUAAAA